Nerophis lumbriciformis (worm pipefish) is the source of this 1428-nucleotide messenger RNA. NCBI's taxonomy places the organism in Eukaryota, Metazoa, Chordata, Actinopteri, Syngnathiformes, Syngnathidae. The record is from RefSeq and is a predicted model, not a curated record.
AUGGCUCCCAAUAAACGGCUACAGAAAACAAUGCUAAAAUUAGAAUGUGAGUGGGGCUCUUGUCAGGAAUCGUUCAAUCAAAUGGAAAGGUUCUGCAAGCAUGUGGAGGUUCACUUGGAUGCCAUGAAGAUGGUAGACGAGGAUGAAGAAGAACCAGAGGGGGAGAGAAACUGUCUUUGGAGAGACUGUGGGUUCUGCUCUGUAGAAGGUCCUGGAGAGUUCCGUCGACAUGUCUUCUUUCACUGUUACCAUAACAAACUGAAACAAUUGGGCCAGAAGGUGCUUAAUGGGCAGGCAGAAAUAGGCACGUGCUCCAUCGGCUUCCAGAACCACAACAUCAUCCCUGAAAUCCCAGACAACUUCGUCUGCCAGUGGGAAGAGUGCGAGCAACCACCGUAUGAAAAUCCAGAGUGGUUCUACAGACAUGUGGAGCUUCACAGUUUAUCUAUAGACAUACCAGCAGGAGACUGUGAAUCCCCAGUACGCUGUGGAUGGAAGGAUUGCAAAGCCACUGCUAAAGGCCGUUCUAAAUUACGGGAGCAUCUACGCAGCCACACCCAGGAAAAGGUAGUGGCAUGUCCAGGUUGUGGAGCGAUGUACGCCAAUAACACAAAGUUCUUUGAUCACAUCCUUCGACAGAGUUCCAUGGAAGGCCAACGAUUCCAGUGUUCCCACUGUUCCAAAUGCUUUGCGACAGAGAGACUGCUCAGAGACCACAUGAGGAACCACGUGAGCCACUACAAGUGCCCAUUGUGUGACAUGACUUGUCCAUCACCUUCAGCACUUCGCAACCAUAUUAAGUUUCGCCACAGUAAUGAGAAGCCAUAUAGCUGUGAAUACUGUGAAUACAGCUGUAAGAAUCUGGUGGAUCUGCGUAAACAUCUGGAAAGCCACAGAAUUGAGCCUGGUUACCAUUGUGACAUUUCUGGUUGUGAUUUCACUUCACGCACAGUGAGCACCAUGAAAAUUCACCGCAAAAGGGAGCAUGAGGGGAAUUUUUUAGCUCGCUACAAGUGCCAUGUAUGUGAUCAGUGCUUCACUAGAGGGAAUAACCUCACAGUCCAUUUGCACAAGAAACAUCAAUUCAAAUGGCCAUCUGGACACCCAAGGUUCAGAUACAAGGAGCACGAUGACGGCUUCUUGCGGCUGCAACUGAUUCGUUACGAGAGCGUGGAGCUGACCGAGCAGCUCAUGCGAGAGGGGCAAAGACACGUCGAGGUGGCAGAAGAGUCUCCCGCGGCCACUCCUUCAGAGAUGCAAGUUGAGUUGAGAGGGCUUCUGCUGGAGGAGCAGAGGUCAGAGGCGCCUCCCGUCAGCCGUGAGGGCAUUCAGGAAGCAAGCAUGUUGUAUGCUCUCACUGGAGAUGACGACGCUGUCAUGUUGCAGUAUCAAAAUACACCUGAAGAAAAAGACUCGCAGACAAUCUGA